ACUCCGACAGUUUGUUGAUCCACGGUUGUACUCUGUACCCGUUUGCUUACCAUACUUGACUCACGGGUAGUUCCAACAAAACACUAUGAGCAUCGCACUAGGUGGCGAUAAUAAAGUGCGUCCCAGUAAAUUGACAGAAGUUGAAGAUGGCAAGACGGGAGAUCAGAAUGCCAACACUACCAAUGCCAAGACUCAGCAUGGAACAGAAGAAAUUAGAAAUAACAGAUGCUGUACAAAGUGCAUCGGAGGCAACUGUAAAUUCGCCAUCAUGUUUGGCGGCAUUGCAACGUCGUUAUCUCUCAUCAUAAUAAUUAUCGUUGUCGUUAUCAUGUCAACAAAGGGAAACGGUGAAGUACCUAUUCCACCCCGUACCACUACGACCGACGUUACGAUGGACUACGAAAUAAAUGCUAGUACCAUUACUGGUAUCAAUGCGUUGGCAUUUACAAAUACGCCAUACUACGUCACAACUGACACUAAUGCGUUGACAUUCAUAAAUACUCCACACUACGCCACAACUAUAGAAACAACAACUUUGACAGAUGAUUCCAACAACUCAUAUAACUACACGGAUGCUCUGUACAAGUCUAUACUCUUCUACGAAGCACAGCGAUCAGGCACAUUACCACCGACCAACAGAAUACCCUAUCGAGGAGAUUCCGCGUUAGAUGACAUGGGACUUAACGGUGAAGAUUUAACGGGUGGCUGGUAUGAUGCCGGUGAUCACAUCAAGUCAACGUUCCCGAUGGCGUUCAGUGUCGCGGUUCUCAGCUGGGGUUAUCUGGAAUUCAAGGAUGCAUACGAAGAAGCCGAUGAAACGCAGAAUAUGUUGGAUUGUAUCAGAUGGGGGACAGACUUUAUAUUAAAAGCACACACAGCAUCGAACGAAUUGUAUGUGCAAAUUGGCACCGUCUCACUUGAUCACACAUACUGGGGACGCCCUGAAGAAAUGACAAUGGAUAGACCAGCCUUCAGAAUUAACUCAACAUCGCCGGGGAGUGAUGUUGCAGGCGCAACAGCGGCUGCUCUUGCUGCAUCUUCAAUGGUAUUCGCAGACACAGACCCAGACUAUGCAGCAUUACUUCUCAAUGAAUCAAGAGAACUAUUUGAAUUCGCCGACACAGAACGAGGUUUUUAUCGAGAUUCCUUCUUCGACUCUGAGAUAGGGGACCUGAUUUAUACUUCAGGAAGCAAGUACAAUGACGAGAUAUCGUGGGCUGCGAUAUGGUUAUAUAAAGCAACCGGAGAGGAAAUAUAUCUAAAUAAAUCAGUAACUGAAUUAGAAAAUAUGGCCAGUGGACGUCCCUGGUCAUUUGCCUGGGCGCAGGUUGAUGCAGGUGUACACUUACUUUUAUACAACUUGACUGGUGAUCCCUCGGGCGAUUAUUUGAAAAAAAUAACCAAAUUUCUGGAUGGCUGGUUACCAGAUGGAGUCGUGUCUUACACGCCAAAGGGACUUGUGUUCCGACAUUUCUGGGGGUCUCUUCGAUACGCAGCCGGCACAGCGUUCAUUGCAUUGAUAGCAGCUGAGAAUGGGAUAAAUGCCGAAACAUACCGACAAUUUGCCAAAGACCAACUUCACUAUAUACUGGGAGACUCGGGACGUAGUUAUGUAUGCGGAUUUGGAAACAAUCCUCCAGUUUACCCUCACCACCGGAGCAGUUCGUGUCCCGAUUUACCAGCUAAUUGUAACUGGGGCACUUUCAACAGUUUGGAUCCCAACCCACAAGUACUCUAUGGCGCUAUGGUAGGUGGACCCUAUGAGGAAGACGACUACGAAGAUGACAGAGAGGACUACUAUAAAAACGAAGUAACAUUAGACUACAACGCUGGUUUCCAUUCAGCAAUAGCAGGUAUGUUACACCUUGAAAUGACCAACCAAUUACCAUGAAGUGCAAUACAAAACACAGAAGUAGAGGUUAUUGUAGCUGAUUGAAGUUUUCCUGACUUUAUUUCAUUCUGAAAUUUUUCAAUUGUUCUGUGUGAACGUGUGUGGACAUAUAGCGAUACAACACUAA
Molecule: messenger RNA, 2018 nt
Organism: Saccoglossus kowalevskii
Lineage: Eukaryota; Metazoa; Hemichordata; Enteropneusta; Harrimaniidae
Biological process (GO): carbohydrate metabolic process
Molecular function (GO): hydrolase activity, hydrolyzing O-glycosyl compounds
Source: RefSeq, a predicted model, not a curated record